Kockovaella imperatae is the source of this 2200-nucleotide messenger RNA. Its product is annotated as ATP-binding cassette transporter. Gene Ontology annotation, molecular function: ATP hydrolysis activity; ATP binding. The transcript has 13 exons. Lineage: Eukaryota; Fungi; Basidiomycota; Tremellomycetes; Tremellales; Cuniculitremaceae. The coding region runs from base 159 to 2066 and encodes 635 amino acids. The record is from RefSeq and is a predicted model, not a curated record.
CACGUGACCAAAAUUUUAACGUCGCCGCCAACUUUUCCCCCUUCCAGAGUCAUUGUCUUCACAAUUGACCUAUACUUCUCACUCAUUGAGAGACUGGUCUUGACGCAUUCAAAGGCAACACAAGAGGUCACAUUUAUCCGUGAAGAGACACUCUCAUCAUGCCUUCCGCAAGCAAACAGAAGCGAAUGGCCGAAAAAGCUGCCAAAGCAGCUGCCAAGGGCGACACCCCUUCAUCCUCCAUGACCCCCGCGACAUCCACCAAUGGACAUUCGACUCCCAUGACCAACAUGAGUGCCAAUGCCAGCGAGGAGGCUCUGGCGGAUGCUCAAGCCGAGAUGAAGAAGCUUAAUCUCGCUACAGACAGGAGUGCAGCUGGUGUCCUUGUCUCUGACCCUCAAUCAAGAGAUAUCAAGAUCGAUCAGUACACUUUGAGUUUCCAUGGAAGACUGUUGAUCGAGGGAGCUGAAAUCGCACUCAACUAUGGGCAGAGAUACGGUCUGUUGGGAGAGAACGGUUCCGGAAAAUCCACAUUCCUUCAGUCCAUCGCCGAGAGAGACGUCGAGAUUCCCGACCACAUCGAUAUCUACCUCGUCAGUGGAGCUGCCGAACCAUCAGAUGUCAAUGCCCUCGACUAUAUCGUAGCGUCAGCCAAGGAAAAGGUCGCACGUUUGGAGAAGCUGGCGGAAGACAUGUCUUUGGCGGACGAUGUCGAUGAGGUCGCCCUUGAACAGAUCUACGAGGAGUUGGAGGAAAUGGAUCCGAGUACAUUUGAAGCCAAGGCUGGAGCCAUCUUGAGUGGUCUUGGAUUCUCGCAAGUCAUGAUGGCGAAACCUACCAAAGACAUGUCUGGAGGUUGGAGAAUGAGAGUGGCACUGGCUAGAGCAUUGUUCGUCAAGCCUCAUUUGCUCUUACUUGAUGAGCCGACGAGUCAUUUGGAUUUGGGAGCUGUGGUGUGGCUCGAAGCAUACCUGGCGACAUACAACCAUAUUUUGAUUCUCACAUCCCACUCGGCUGAUUUCAUGGAUAAUGUCUGUACCAACAUCAUGGACCUGACCGUGAAGAAGAAGAUGGUCUACUACGGAGGAAACUACACGACCUAUGUCCGGACAAAGUCUGAGAACGAAGUCAACCAGAUGAAGGCGUACGCCAAGCAGCAAGAAGAAAUUCAGCACAUCAAGAAAUUCAUCGCUUCCGCUGGUACUUAUGCCAACUUGGUCAAACAGGCCAAGUCCAAGCAGAAGAUCAUCGACAAGAUGGAGGCUGCUGGAUUGAUCGAAAAAGUCGAACAGCCUCGACUGUUGAGAUUCAACUUUGAGGACGUCAAGAAGCUUCCACCACCCAUUAUUGCCUUUAGCGAUGUGGCGUUCUCUUACUCGGGUGAAAAGAAGGACUACCUAUACCGUGAUCUCAACUUUGGUAUCGACAUGGACUCAAGAAUUGCCAUUGUCGGAGACAACGGUACCGGAAAAUCUACCCUGCUGAAUCUCAUUACCGGAGCUUUGGUUCCGGUCGAAGGCACAGUCUCCCGACACAAUUCACUAAAACUUGCCAAGUACUCGCAACAUUCAGCCGAUCAAUUGCCAUACGAUGUAUCCCCAGUCGAUCACCUCGCGUCACUCUACCAUGAGAAGUUCCCAACUGCUGAUAUGCAGUUCUGGAGACAGCAGAUCGGACGUUUCGGAGUUACUGGCGCCCAUCAGACCAAUCCUAUCAAUCAACUUUCUGAUGGAUUGCGGAAUCGAGUCGUGUUCGCUAUCCUCGCUAUGGAACACCCUCACGUCUUGUUGUUGGAUGAGCCUACCAACCACUUGGACAUGGCCUCUAUCGACUCUCUCGCUGCUGCCAUCAAGGAGUUUGAGGGUGGUGUCGUGAUUGUCUCACACGAUUUCCGUCUGAUCUCUCAAGUCGCCGAUGAUCUAUGGGAAGUCAAGGAUAAGACAGUCACCAACUUGACAAAGGAAGACAUCACAAUUGUAGACUACAAAAAGUCCUUGGCUAAGAGAAGUCAAGCGCAGAUUGAAAAGGCUCGAUUGAUCUCAAAGAACGCGACAAAGGGAGUAGUAUAAAUGGCUCGUAUCGUCCAUCAAAGGGGCACUGCCACUGUGAUCUGAGCUUCUCCAUUCAUAGACAACAUUUUUCGCCUCUUCAGGGCAGCAGAUCAGGUUUCAUCUUGUAGCAUGUCGGUGCAAUAAUGACAACA